UGUGGUAAACUGUGCGCGCGCUGCUCCUCGUCACUUCACGCGGAGCGCUACACUACAGUAAGUUCAGUGGUUAUGGAUAAAGAGCGGACGCUUUCUUAACACCAUUAAGAGAUAUGAUGCAGGAGUCCACUGUGGCACAGAGCAUCCUGACGACCAUGAACCAGAGUGUGAAGGUGCCCUGUGAAAUAUCCGUUGAAGAUGACCGCGUUCCACUGAUGGUGCUCUACAUUGUGGUUUUUAUCAUCGGCCUGCCAGCCAACCUGGCCACGGUCUACCUCACCUUCCACCAGGUGUGUCGUAACAACGUCCUCGGCAUCUACCUGCUCAGCCUGUCCGUGUGCGACCUCACCUACCUCUUCACGCUGCCUUUGUGGACGGUGUACAUCAGUAGAAACCACGAGUGGCCCUGGAGCUCCAUGGCCUGCAAAGUGACUGGCUUUGUGUUCUUCAACAACAUGUACAUCAGCAUCUUCCUGCUCUGCUGCGUGUCCAUUGACCGUUAUGUGGCGGUGGUUUACGCCAUCGAAUCUCGCGGUCUUCGCCAGAAAAGGAUCGCAGUUAUUGUGGCGUUUUCGAUCUACAUGGUGGUGGGCUUGGGUCACGCACCUGUGUUCAUGAUGCCUGAAGGCAAUGCUGCUGAAGGAAAUCGCCGUUGUUUUGAGCCCAGCCAGAGCUCAGCAGUGGUUACCGGAUUCAGCUACGCCCGUGUUUGCAUUGGCUUUUGCAUUCCCCUUGCCAUUCUGAUCUUCACCAAUAGAGCCAUUCUUGCCAACGUCCAGGCCAGCACGAGCCUCAAUCCUCAUCAGAAAAACAAGGUGCGCUACCUGGCUGUGGCGGUGGUGGCGCUGUUUUUGAUCUGUUUCGCUCCGUACCACAUUAUCUUGCUCUUGCGUGCCAUUACCUUCCACUUCCCCAAGCUGCAAGAGAAAUGUCACUUUGAACAGCACAUCUACACGCCCUACAAAAUCUCCUUGGGGCUGUCGACUUUCAACAGCGCCUUCAACCCCAUUCUCUACGUGUUGUCCAGCAACAAUAUCCGUCAGGAGAUCAGAAGAAGCAUGGCGUCGCUGUGGAACAGAGUCAACUUGAGUCACAGCAGCCAGCACAACAUGAACAGCUCCAAAAGCAAUUCAGACCCCGUCCCAACAAAGGGCGAUCAAAUGAGGACGUGUCUCUCUGCAUGCUAAAAUUUUAGAUGCAUUGGACAUUUUUUGCCUGAUGUGCCAUCACUUGGAAGAAAGGGAAAAGUCAGGGUUGAUACAUCAGCACAAUGACAUCUUGAAGUUGGACAGAUCUGGCAAAAAAAAAACUAAAGUGAUUUUCCUGUUAUUAUUGUGUGUUUUUUUUUUUGACUGAAAGGAUCUCACAAUAAGAUUGUCUCUGUGUAUUUAAUACCUCCUACAUUCUCGUAUUCUUCCGUCACAGAAAGUUUCCGUAACACCCCAGUCUGAGCUGCAGCUUCUGAUUAUCUUGGACUCAUAUCUAGACGAUAUUCUCUAGAUCAAACUCAACGUACAGGAAGAGGCCAUCUGGCCCACUUUUGAAACUGGCUCACUUUGUUUGAUUUUGAUCUUACAUGGCCUUUAUUACUCAUACCAAAAUAUAUCAUACUGUACAUAAAUAAAGUUCACAAAAAAAACAUUAUCAAGAAACGUGUACAAUUCUCAGAAUUUCUGCCUGUCCAAAAGGUAUAAAUACCAAUAAAUUAACAGAAAUAAUCUGGGAUAACCUUGUAAUUAGUUGCUAAGUGCCUCAAAACUGAUCACAGAUUUGGUGCUACAAACUGGGUAGAAUAAGGACAAAUACAGUGACCGGUUUAUUGUAGAAGCUCAUUACAUGAUUUCUGUUUCCC
This is a messenger RNA of Carassius carassius (crucian carp), 1852 nucleotides long. RefSeq names its product probable G-protein coupled receptor 132. The coding region runs from base 114 to 1187 and encodes 357 amino acids. Gene Ontology annotation, biological process: G1/S transition of mitotic cell cycle; G protein-coupled receptor signaling pathway; negative regulation of G2/M transition of mitotic cell cycle. The record is from RefSeq and is a predicted model, not a curated record. The transcript is spliced from 2 exons. Lineage: Eukaryota; Metazoa; Chordata; Actinopteri; Cypriniformes; Cyprinidae. Gene Ontology annotation, cellular component: membrane. Gene Ontology annotation, molecular function: G protein-coupled receptor activity.